Messenger RNA from Rhinocladiella mackenziei CBS 650.93, 918 nucleotides. RefSeq lists its product as uncharacterized. Gene Ontology annotation, molecular function: shikimate 3-dehydrogenase (NADP+) activity. NCBI's taxonomy places the organism in Eukaryota, Fungi, Ascomycota, Eurotiomycetes, Chaetothyriales, Herpotrichiellaceae. Gene Ontology annotation, biological process: shikimate metabolic process; chorismate biosynthetic process. Bases 1 to 918 code for a protein of 305 amino acids. The transcript has a single exon. The record is from RefSeq and is a predicted model, not a curated record.
AUGACUCAAUUUUCACCGCUAGAUACUUCCUCACUUGAUCGAGUAGCUUACCUUGUUGGCUACCCCAUCGCACAUUCUAAAUCACCAUCAAUGCACCAUGCUAUAUACUCGGCGGUGGGGCAAAAAUGGGAUCAGCUCCUUUGCGAGACGACGGAUCUUGAAGCUUUCCUCAAAUAUUUCAAGACCGAUCCCAAAUGUAUGGGAAGUGGAGUCACCAUGCCUUUCAAAGUCGCGAUGAUUCCAUAUCUUGACGAGCUCACAGACGAAGGAAAAGCCAUUGGAGCCGUCAACACAAUCUUUUUCAAGACAGCAACCGAUGGAUCAAGGAUAUGCUGCGGGACAAAUACUGACUGUUUGGGCAUUCGUGAUGCUUUCUUCGCAAAUGUCAAGGAUGCUCCCUAUCGAGGAAAACCCGGUCUUGUUGUGGGAGGUGGCGGCACCUGCAGAGCGGCCGUUUAUACGUUGCAGAAAUUCAUGGGAUGCUCGCCUAUAUACAUCAUCAAUCGUGAUGCUGCUGAAGUCGCGGCAGUAUUAAAAGAAUGCCGUGCUCGUGGUGCUGGGGAUGAAUUAGUCUACGUAUCAACAACCGCGCAGGCUAAACGUCUGCCCGCUCCAGGCGCCAUUGUCAGCGCGGUGCCAGACUUUACUCCAGUAACCGAGAACGAGAGGAUGGUCAGGGAGAUUCUCGGUAUCUUCUUGCAAGCCGGCCGAAAAGGUGUUUUGCUGGAAAUGUGUUAUCAUCCUUCACCAGACACCCAAAUAUCUAGACUUGCUCUGGAUUCAGGCUGGCAGGUGAUCGGAGGGAUUGAGGCGAUGAUCGGACAAGGUCUAGCCCAGGCCGGCCUCUGGACUGGCAUCGAGAUUGAUGACAGGCUGAGAAAUGUUGCGAGAGUGGCGGUGCAGCUGCAAACAGAAUAG